Molecule: messenger RNA, 1482 nt
Organism: Pistacia vera
Lineage: Eukaryota; Viridiplantae; Streptophyta; Magnoliopsida; Sapindales; Anacardiaceae
Product: cytochrome P450 81Q32-like
Exons: 3
Coding region: 1-1482 (493 amino acids)
Molecular function (GO): heme binding; iron ion binding; monooxygenase activity
Source: RefSeq, a predicted model, not a curated record
AUGGUGGAGGAGGUAACUCGUGAGGAAAUCUCUAAAGCCAUCUUUGAUCUUGCCAAUGAUAAGGCUCCUGGUUCGGAUGGCUUCAAUCCUUUGUUCUUAAAAAAAGCGUGGCAGAUCGUGGGUGAUGACAUUGUUAAAGCCAUCCAGAAUUUCUUCAGGUCAGGUUUAAGGCCAACACUUGUGCUGUCCUCACGUUCAGUCAUUCAAGAAUGCUUCACAAAGAAUGAUAUCAUCUUCGCCAACCGUCCACUCCUGCCCUCUAGGAAGAUCUCAACUUACAAUUUCACUACGCUUGGUGGUCAGUAUGGCAACCAUUGGCGCAACCUCCGCCGUUUCUCUGCUCUUGAAAUAUUCUCGGCAAAUCGUCUUCAGAUGUCUUCAAAUGUUCGCGCUGAAGAACUUAGAUUCGUGGUCAAAUACUUGUUCAAAAGCUCCUUCAAAGGGGCUCAGAAAGUGGAUGUUAAAGCGUUUCUCUACAUGUUGGAUUUUAAUAUCAUGAUGAAGAUGAUUGUAGGUGAGAGAUGGUUUCACUUUGAAGAAGAGGAAAUGGAUAUGGAUAUGUCUAAAGCAAAAUUGGAUGAAUUUAUGAAGAUGUUUAGUCCGCCCAUGAUGGCGGCUUUGGGUGAUUAUCUUCCUUUUCUGAGAUGGUUGACAUACUUUGGAGUGGAGAAGAAGAUGCUAAAAGUGCAUAGAAAGAGGGAUGCUUUCUUGCACACUCUACUUGACGCAUAUCGAAAUCCUAACGAUCAAUCUACUUCGGUUCCAAAUAGUGAGAUCAACCAAACAAUUUUAGAUGUAAUGCUGAAGCUUCAGGAAUCAGAACCUGAAUUCUACACUGAUGAUGUUAUCAAAGGAAUUAUGCAGAGUAUGCUAAUAGCAGGAACGCAUACCACGGUGGUCACAAUGUCAUCGAUUAUUUCACAAUUGAUAUCACAUCCUGAAGUGUUUAAAAAGGCAAGGGACGAGAUCGACAAGCAUGUUGGACAAUCCAGGCUACUAAAUGAUGCUGAACUUUCUAAACUUUCAUACCUUCAUUGUAUUAUAAAUGAAACACUCAGACUACAUUCUUCACAAACACUUUUAGCUCCGCGUGAAUCGUCAGAGGAAUGUACAAUAGCAGGAUACAAAAUCCCUCCAGGCACACAAUUGUUAGUAAACGUAUGGGCAGUGCAUAUGGACCCCGAGUCGUGGAAAGACCCUGAUAGCUUCAAACCUAAACGUUUCCUGGAGAGUAAGGAAGAGAAGAGAGGAUAUAAGUUCAUUCCUUUUGGUUCGGGAAGAAGGCAAUGCCCUGAGGAGAGCUUGGCCAUGAGAGUCAUGGCAUUAUCACUGGGGACCUUGAUACAAUGCUUUGAAUGGGAAAAUGCUGAGGAUGAGAAUAAUGGUGCGAUCAAAACCAAUUCGAAGAAGGCAGAGGAUAGGUCUGUAAAGAUCAUAUUUCGACCCCGUGAAUCACUUACUAAAGUUCUUCGUCUACUUUGA